This is a messenger RNA of Contarinia nasturtii (swede midge), 3676 nucleotides long. It is a transcript of the gene MEP-1, whose product is annotated as MOG interacting and ectopic P-granules protein 1. The record is from RefSeq and is a predicted model, not a curated record. NCBI's taxonomy places the organism in Eukaryota, Metazoa, Arthropoda, Insecta, Diptera, Cecidomyiidae. Gene Ontology annotation, cellular component: nucleus. Bases 21 to 3578 code for a protein of 1185 amino acids. The transcript has 8 exons. Gene Ontology annotation, biological process: regulation of gene expression.
CAAGGUUUGCGCAACAUCAAAUGGGUGAAGUUGGCACAAAUUCAGCAGACAGUCCAAAUGCUGAUUUGAAAAUGAAUGGUGGCAUCAACGGGAAUUGCGACGAUGAAGCAAUGGAAGUUGAAGCACAGGACACAUCAAAUGAAACAAUAGCAAAAAAUGCUGCUGAUAGCUCAGAUCAAACACCACCACCAACAUCAUCAUCAUCACCACAAACCGUCAAUGAUAGUAAAGAUGAAGUCAUGGAAAUCGAUAGCAGCGGUAAUUCAGAUGAAUUGAUUAGUAACGAUAAAACUAAUGAAAAUGACAUACAAAUUGAAAGUGUUGAAUCAUUGGCACAUGAAAACGGUGAUCCCGAUGCGAAAGAUAAAUGUGACCAAGAAUCAAGUGAAAAGGAAAUUUCAAAUGAUUUAACGGAAAAUUUGGAAAACGCCGAUGAUACCGAGUCAAAUAAAAUUAUUGAUGACAAUGAUUCAACAGUAAAAGUGAUCUCUGGUGAUCCACUUUCUGCUGAUGCAGAGCCCAUGGAUGAUGAAGAUGGUCAAGGCGAUGAAGGCGGUGAAGACGGUGAAGUCGGUGAGGACACGCGCACAAAUCAAAGUCCACCACAAUCCACAGAAAAUGGAACAAGUGCCACAGUAACGAGUAGUAGUGAUAAAAAAGAUACAAUUUCGAAAGAUCCCAUUUCCAUUGAUGAUGAAAUUCAUGCAAUUUCCGAUUCCGAAGAUGAAGAAGCGCCAAAUAAAACGGUUGAAAAUCCAUUAAAAGAUGUCGAAAACAAAGCAUUGGAUGAUGGACAAUCGAAUGGUAUUGCUGUAGACGAUGACGACGAUGAUGCGAAUGGCGGUGAAGAUGAUAAGCCAGUUAGUGUAGACUCGGAUUCAGAAAGUGAGCUACCGAAUAAGGAUGAAGUGCACGAAAUUCUCAGCGAUAAAGAAGAUUGUGUUGUAAUUGAAGACGAUAAGAAAGCUGAUGGCAGCAAUGUAGCAGCUCGAUCAGUGAAUCGAAAUCGAAAGAGUACAGUUCGAGCUAGAGAAGAUUAUUCAGCAUACGAUGAUGAUAUUGAAGAGAUAAUCGAAGAUCCACUUGAAGAAAGUGCGCCGAAACGACCACGAUUAACUGAUCCAUUAUCAAACGAAUCUCGUAAGCAGUCUGGUGAUAGUACGACAUCGAAAGAGCCAACAUUAGUUAUCAUUGAUACAAAUACGAUAUUGUCGCGUGGUACCGCAGCAAAUGUGCAAGCACUGAACAAAUCAAAUGUGUCCGUUACGGCGGUCGGUGAUGGACCAGUAGCGCCAAGUGUAUAUCCAAUUGAAUCGAGAGCAUCGAUCACACCCGUACCUAACAAUAGUAAUAAUCAACUAAUUGGCGCGGCAACAUCGACCACAUUGGCCGGCUUAAAUGCGCCUGUCCUAACCGCACUCACCGAUGAUAUGUUCGUUUUGGAAGCACCGUCAUUUAUAGUUCCUUACAUUUAUGAAAAACCACCAACCGAAGAUCUUAAAGAAAUCGUUCAUAAAAUGGGCGUUGAAAUUGAAGAGCGAAAAAAACUGGAAGAACAAAAUGAUAAAGAUGAACAGCAGCCAACUGAAGAUGCCAAAGACGAUAAAAAGUCCGAAAAUGAGGAAAUUGGCGAGAAAAAACCGGCGAGCAAAAAACGAAAACCAACAAAAAAUGCCGAUGAUUCAUGGGAUGAAUCGGAUCUGUCGACCGACGACGAAGCCGAUUCAGAUGCUGAAGAUACAAGAGUUUUAAUUAAAGAAGCAAAAGCUGAUCUCGAUGCGAUCAAAACACAUAUCAUAAGCCGAGAUUUAACAAAAGAUGAUCCAGCUAAUGACGAUAAAAAAGACGGUAACAAUUACUUUGAUAGUCCAUUAGGAAAGUUUUUUAGUGAUAUUGGCGUCAAUUUGGUGCAAGAAUAUGUUCAAUUGGAUCUAUUGAAGCAACAAAGACGAAAAUUAAGCCGAGAGGGAAAUCAAGCAUCACCGAGCAUACAAGUGGCCAUCAAUUCAUUGAUGAAAAAUUUAGAAUUGAGCAAAGACAAAAACGAUGUUUUCAAAUUUGAAACAAAAAAAUGCCAAUACUGUGUGUUUAAAUCAGAAUCGGCGCUUGUUAUGGCAAAUCACUAUGAGGUGCCACACCCCGGCAAAGUGUAUCAAUACAGAUGUAAUUUCUGCGCGUAUGAGGCGAAACAACAGUACGAUAUAUUGUUACACAAAAAUAAUCUACAUUGUAUUCAGGGACGAAUAGAAAAGCCAAUUCCAUUACAUCAGUGCCCGAAUUGUCCAUUUGAAGAUAAUGGACGAUCGAAAUUGGCGCGUCAUGCUGUUGUGUGCAGUAAAAAAUUCCGACCCGAAAUGAAUUUGGCACCGCCACUUGAUUGGGAUCCACCAGCAAAAAUACCACGCAUCAAACCAAGACACGGUCUCGUUGGAACUGCAAAUGCCUAUCAAGCUAUGGCCGCGCAAGCACAACGUGCCGCAAAUGCUGCAGCAAUGCAAAGACAGACAGUGAUGAAUGUUGGUGCGGUAAAGAAUCGUGGACGACCACAAACUAUCACCAAGGUAAUGCCAACCGCAAACAAUAUGCGAGGAACGCAACAACAAUCAAUGCGACCACAAAAUCCAGGAGGCGUAGUUCUUCCGAAUAACUUCCAAGUGUCAAACCACGGACAAUACAUUCAGGUACCAAAUAGUGGAAUUGCAUUGAUGCCGAAUACUCAAAAUUCAUUUAAUCUUAUGCAGCCCACUGGAUCAAAAUCACAAAAGAGUUCGCAACAGCCCAGUAUAUCAAUAACAGCCUUACCGCGACAAUCGCAACCAGGCAUACACUCAACGACAACCGGCCUAUCUGCUUCAAAUGCAAUGCAAUCGGCGUCAUUAUUGCCAAAACCAUCUGGCACAACAGCUAAACCGGGCCAGAACCAGGGUGGCAAAGCAUCAUUUGUUAUUUGUGAAAUUUGUGAUGGUUGGAUCAAAGAUUUAGAUCAACUACGAAAUCACAUGCAAUGGAUGCACAAAGUUAAGAUUCACCCGAAGAUGAUAUAUAAUCGGCCACCAUUGAAUUGUCAAAAGUGUCAGUUCCGAUUUUUCACCGAUCAAGGUCUUGAACGACAUUUACUCGGUUCCCAUGGAUUGGUAACGAGUUCAAUGCAAGAAGCUGCCAACAAGGGUAGAGAUGCUGGCCGUUGUCCAGUUUGUGGAAGAAUGUAUCAAUGGAAGUUACUAAAUCACGUGUCCCGAGAGCACAAUAUGACCUUAAAACCUGCCCAUUUAUCUUACAAAUGUACCGUGUGCACGGCCACAUUUGGCAUGUACAAACAAUUUGAAAAUCAUGUAUACUCCGCCCACAGUACGGUUGCGAAAAAGUCGAACAAUGACAGCAAAUCAAAAUCAUCAACAUCGUCAAGUAGUAGUGGUGGUAAUAAUACUGGCAACAGCACCAAUCGAAGCAGUUCAUCUGGUGCCAGCGCAUCAAUAUUAAAACAACCAUUUAAAAUAAAUGACGAAAUAACAAUAACACCUCAACCGGCAUCGCGGAAUAAUCGAUCGAUGGAAAUCGAAAGUCAUGUCAUUGAUUAGUAGAUUUAUGUAAUCAAUGCGCACUGAAUACAUGCGAUUGAAAUCACCGUUCCACAACACCUUCAAAAUCUGUAAUUAACAUUUAAAAAAAAUUUAAA